Ectocarpus sp. CCAP 1310/34 is the source of this 1539-nucleotide messenger RNA. The record is from the annotation of a GenBank genome assembly. NCBI's taxonomy places the organism in Eukaryota, Phaeophyceae, Ectocarpales, Ectocarpaceae.
AUGGGAGAGAAGGCGUGUGAGUGGAAGCAGCUACAUACGUAUUUUGUGACCGUGCCGCGAAAAGCGAGGGCUUACAUCCCCCUGCCCUUUGGCAAGCGCUGGCUAGUCUGCGGGUUGGUACUGCUUGGCCUGCUGUCACAGCACACACUGUUGGUACGGGAGCAGUCGACGCAAGGCACCUCCACCGUCACCAACGGAGUGUCACGGACGAUUUCGGUGACAGAUGCCCCCAGCGGUCCUGGAAUCACAACCUAUGAUGAAAGGAAGAAAGUGACAGUAUCACCGGCGAGUUCGAGGACCAACCUUGAGUUUGCGUCCAAUUUCGACCAUGUCUUCCCGUCAUCAUCGCUGCACACGACAUUCAAGCGUCACCCCGCGUUUGGAGCCGUGUACGCCGUCGAUGACCCUGCGCGCGGACUCCUAUUUGACAGGGCCGCACACACGAAGGUCGCGGUCGCCUCUAGCACCAGCCUCAAGUUCGUCCUGUCUCCUCCGCCCAAGGGCCUCGUUUCGACCAUCAUGAUGGCGUACAACCACCACGCCGACCUGGUGCUCAGGCCGGACGACAUGUGGCUGACGAUCCUCGCCCACUUUUGCCUCUACGUCAACAAGAACGCGGAGAGCCUGCGCGACAGGAUCGUCAACCACGAGGGCAAGAAGGUGCUCAGGGUCGAGGGGGGCGGGAACCUCUUUUCCGCGGAAACCCCGGUCCUGAUCCGCGAGAUGCUGGGGAAGAUCCGGCAGAACGUCAAGAUGCCCGAGCUCGCCGACUGGUUCAAGCCCGGUUUCACGACGACGGCGAACACUGACGAGGUCGCCGCGGCGGCGACGGCGAUAACCAGCCUGCAAGCGUACUUCUCGUACGAGAUCCACCUCGAGUGCGGGCUUCCGUCGGUGACCCUCAUGGGCACUGUGCAGGACUGGAAGCUGCUGCGAGCGAAGGUAGAGCGCCUGCUCGACUUCGAGGUGAAGGACAAUCCGGAGGAGGACGUCAUGGAGGUGUGGGUGGGUUACCUGCGGGAGGUGUGCGACGGGUUCGUGGAAUCCGCGGAGCACCCAGACAGCACGGAAACACUCCAGGUCUGGGACAAGGUGGUCCCCCACAUUGGCGGCGGCUCGGGAGUGAGCUACAUCACGGGCUGGCUGCCCGCCUUCGCGUGCUUCAACAAGGACGGGAAGUUCAUGGGUAGGAACACAAACAAAGCCAGAAUAGGAUUGAAUCGGGGGGGGAACGCUGUCCGGGACGAGUCCGGCGAGUGCAAGUAUCCGCUGAUAGAUACUGGCGAGAUCUGCCACAACGCGGUGUCGUGUCCCGUGAAGAUCAACGACAACGGUGUCGAGUACGACGGCACUCUGUUCGUCGGCCAGGUUGCCCUUGAAGCCCGGAACGGUGGUGAGGGAGGCUACCCCCGGCCGCGUAACGGCUGGUGCUUGGCCGUACCUGCGAAAGAGGACGGAGGGCAUCUGUGUCCGUUGCCGAUGGUAAAGAGAGACUGUAUUAUUUGUCGUAUUUAUCUCUUUGAGACAUUGGAAGCAUGA